Messenger RNA from Drosophila hydei, 628 nucleotides. It is a transcript of the gene Targ1, whose product is annotated as ADP-ribose glycohydrolase OARD1. Gene Ontology annotation, biological process: peptidyl-glutamate ADP-deribosylation. The transcript has 2 exons. Bases 63 to 578 code for a protein of 171 amino acids. Lineage: Eukaryota; Metazoa; Arthropoda; Insecta; Diptera; Drosophilidae. The record is from RefSeq and is a predicted model, not a curated record.
UUGCCUGUUGACUCGCUCUCCAUUAUAUAUAUACCUCCAUACCAAAAAAAGAAAGUAAGAAAAUGUCUUCUCUUAAAGUUGCAGAGAUCCGUCACGCCUUUUGCCGUGCGUUCGUUCAGAACAUGACUGGCUUCAACUUGACGGAGGUGGAUGGGGAUCUAUUCUCGGCUCCGAAGACUCACUCGCUGGCUCAUUGCGUGGGCGCUGAUCUGGCCAUGGGUGCGGGCAUAGCUGUGAAGUUCAAGGAGAUCUACGGGCACCUGGAUGAGCUGCACGCCCAGAAGGCGCGCAGCGGCGAGCUGGCUGUGCUGAAGGAUGACGAGCGUUACAUCUACUAUUUGGUGACCAAGUCGCAGAGCUGGUCGUUGCCCUCAUACGAGUCGUUGCAGUCGUCGUUGGAGAAGAUGCGUGAUCACAUGGUCAAGAAUAACGUUCAUAAGCUGGCCAUACCGCGCAUAGGCUGCGGCAUUGAUGGCCUGCAGUGGGACAAAGUUACGGCCAUACUCAAUGAUGUCUUUCAGCGCGAGGAUGUGGACAUUACGGUUUACAACUUUGUGCCGCCCCAGGAGACUCAAUAAUUUAAUGAAUUCUUAAUUUUAUUGUUCACAAACAGUUCCUCUAUUUAUUU